AUGCGACCCGUCGACGUUACCCCCGCGAUCGCCGAAAGACUCUUGGCUACGGUGUACAGCGCGAUAAAGAUCGCGGAUCCAGCAAAGUUCAAAGCAGGCGACUCGACCACCGAGAUGUUUAAGAUCGUUAAAGUGCAGCGUACCAAUCCUGUAACCUAUCUACUCGAGGACUAUCAUGGACAAUCCGUCGCUGGAGCGUUCUACGAGCACGAGUUGCAUCGCGCGACUUAUCCUGACGUGUAUCUCGUGGAGAAAGUACUGCGCAGGAAAGGUGACGAGGUUUACGUGAAAUGGCUGGGAUUCGAUGGAUUGCACAACUCUUGGAUACACAAGGACAAUGUGAUUUAA
This is a messenger RNA of Temnothorax curvispinosus, 348 nucleotides long. RefSeq lists its product as uncharacterized. The transcript is spliced from 2 exons. Lineage: Eukaryota; Metazoa; Arthropoda; Insecta; Hymenoptera; Formicidae. The record is from RefSeq and is a predicted model, not a curated record. Bases 1 to 348 code for a protein of 115 amino acids.